Molecule: messenger RNA, 5750 nt
Organism: Oldenlandia corymbosa var. corymbosa
Lineage: Eukaryota; Viridiplantae; Streptophyta; Magnoliopsida; Gentianales; Rubiaceae
Source: the annotation of a GenBank genome assembly
GGGGAUGAUAGGGUAAAUAAAAUGCAAAUAAAACCGACAAAUUAUUGCCUUGCUAAAAACUAGUAAUGCUGGUCUUAAUAAGUUCUUAAAUCUAACAAAUAAUUCAGUGCAGCACCCACACGUCAUCAUUUGUUUUCAAUUUUUCUCUUUCGUCCCUUUCUACACACAGUCACACACUCUUUCUCUCUCUCUCUCUCUGCGGAAAAGCCUUCGCCUCCCUCCUCCCUAAAAAUGUGAGAAUGCUUCAGUGAAUUUUGAGUCAAAUUUCACCGGAGCUUAGUUUUUAAGUUCAUUUCCUUGACUACUUUCUCUCUCUACAAAACGGAGAACAAAUUCAACUCUCGCUCACUUCCGGUGACAUUCGGUGGAAGCAUCCGUUGAAAUCACCGUGUGAAAUCUCCUAGCGCGAUCUCGAAUUCGUCGCUUCGACGGGAGUUUCAUUCUUUUGCUCAAUUGUUGCUCGGUCUAUGUUUGCUGACUUUGCGAGCUGGAAGCCUGCUGCAACCAGGAAAUCUCAACUCUCUAUCAUGCAUUUUCCUUCAAUUGAAGUGUGAACCUAGGUGAGUUCGAAGGUUUCAUUACCCGCUCUGUUUCUGUUUUUGGAUUUUUUUUGUCACUCUGAUUCCUUCGUGCCUCGAAUUAUGAUGUUACAAAAUUAUUGCCGACACUGUUCCAAACCGAGCUAGUUUGUCUAGAUUUGGAUGUUGAUUUAAUUAUAACUACUUCUUUCUCUGACUGUUGGACUGCUAAUUGCUGGAUACUCUGGAAUUUAAUUUGUAACAGAAGCACAAAAGAAUCAAUGGUUUGAGUACUUACAGUAGGUUUAUUUUCUUUCGACUUUCUAUAAGCUUUGGAUUUUCUUAGUAGAGAUGGAAUCAAGAUCGGUUAAUUGUUUUGUUCUUCUUUUUAACCAAUGGACAAGCACAUCUACUUUCAUUUAAUUGUCUAAAAUGCAAGUAAGUUUAACUUGAUUUUUUAAGACAUUCAGUAAAAUUGCAAGUGCCUGAGAGGCUCCAAUUGCAGUUUCUAGCUUUAUCUGCCUUUGACUGGUAACUUUAGCUAUUUUAACGGAUAUGUUGUGGUUAAUUAGGCUGAAACUAAUGCAAGUUAUGCUUUCCGAAGACUUUGGAAGUAUUUGUUUCAGUUGAAUGUGAAUUUUAAUGGAGGAAACAAGUGGAAAAGCAUCAUCAUUUAGGCCUACAUUAUCUGGAAAGUCAACUCCAAGAGGUUCCCCUUCAUUCAGGAGACUGGCUUCUGGAAGAACUCCACGUAGAGAGGGUAAAAGUGGUGGGUUUAAUGCACAAUGGGUCAGAAACAACAGGAUUGUUCUUUGGUUGCUUUUGAUCACUCUUUGGGCUUAUGGUGGAUUUUACGUCCAGUCUAGAUGGGCUCAUGGGGACAACAAGGAAGGCAUUUUUGGUGGAAAUGAGAGUGAUGAAAACUCUGAACUUUUUCAAAAGGAUGAAAUUAUUGAGCUUAAGCCACCGGAGCGGAGAGAUCUUACAGAGGCUGAUGACUAUUUGGCAACUAUAUCAAGAGUGCCUAAAAAUGAGUCCAUUUCCAGAAACUCUGAUAUGAAACUAACCAACAAUGGAAUUGCUAAUAAAACCAGUCAGAAUGUAUCUCCCAAGAAGAAGGGAAAGAGAUCGAGUCGCGGUACACGUAAGAAAUCUCGUGCUAAGCAGAAAGUGAUGGUGAAAUCUGAGGACACUGAAGUUGAUACACCGGAAGAGGAACUACCUUCAACUAAUACUACUUACCGUAUGCUAUUAGGACCAUUUGGCUCACUAGAAGACAACAUAUUGGAAUGGAGCCCUGAGAAGCGGUCUGGAACCUGUGACCGGAAGGGUCAGUUUGCUCGUCUGGUUUGGUCAAGAAAGUUUGUGCUGAUAUUUCAUGAGCUAUCAAUGACUGGAGCUCCCCUUGCGAUGAUGGAGUUGGCUACAGAGCUCUUGAGCUGUGGUGCAACAGUUAAUGUGGUGUUACUUAGCAAAAGGGGGGGAUUGAUGCAAGAGCUUGCUAGAAGAAAAAUCAAAGUACUCGAGGACAAAUUGGAUGUUAGUUUCAAAACUGCUAUGAAAGCAGAUCUCAUUAUUGCAGGGUCGGCAGUUUCUGCAUCGUGGAUUGAAAAAUACAAAGAACAUACUGUGCUUGGUUCAAGUCAAAUUGCUUGGUGGAUCAUGGAAAACAGAAGGGAGUACUUUGAUCGUGCAAAGCUUGCCCUUGCUUAUGUAAAAAGGCUAGUUUUCCUCUCAGAGUCACAGUCUAAGCAGUGGCUUGCCUGGUGUGAGGAAGAAAAUAUCAAGUUGAAGUCUGCACCUGAACUGAUUCCACUUUCUGUUAAUGAUGAAUUGGCUUUUGUGGCUGGUAUUCCUUGUUCUCUGAAUACUCCAGCCUCUAGCACUGAGAAGAUGUUGGAGAAGAGGCAGUUACUGAGAACUGCAGUUAGGAAAGAGAUGGGAUUGACUGAUAAUGACAUGCUUGUGGUAUCUUUAAGUAGUAUCAACCCUGGGAAAGGUCAAUUUUUGCUACUUGAAUCAGCACGCAUACUGUUUGAAAGUGGACUGCCUUCCAACAGUUCUGUUAUAAAGAGUUCAGAAAAGAAAAGCCAAAAUUUCAGGGGAAGGGUGUUACUUCAGAAGGGACGUUCCAAAAGAAAACUUAGAAAAGGAACUCUUCGAAAACAGGAGACCAUUAAGGCUCAUGGUAAUGGUACCACGGGGCAUUUAUUGGCUGAGAGAGAGAAAAAGCCGGCCCAGAAGCUUAAGGUUCUUAUUGGUUCAGUUGGUUCCAAAAGUAAUAAGGUGCCCUAUGUCAAGUUACUCCUCAAACUUCUGUCUGAGCACCAAAAUAUGUCUAACUCAGUAUUAUGGACACCAGCAACUACACGCGUUGCAUCCCUCUAUGCAGCUGCUGACGUUUAUGUGAUGAAUGCACAGGGCCUUGGAGAAACUUUUGGAAGAGUAACAAUUGAAGCAAUGGCUUUUGGUCUUCCUGUAUGAACCCAUCUUUACUUGUACUUUUUACUUUUCCUUCUAUACAGUUUAAAUAUCAUUCCCUUCAUCAAAUAAUGGAAAUCCACUUUUACUUUGACACUUGAUGUUAACAGAACACAUAUUCCCCCCAUUCAAGAUUGAACGAGAACUGUUAAAAUCCUUCAGAAAGAGAAAUCCUGAUAUCUUGUGCUACUAUUUUUCUGAGCAGGUGCUAGGAACUGAUGCUGGAGGCACAAAGGAGAUUGUUGAACACAAUGUAACAGGCCUUCUCCAUCCGUUGGGGCGUCCCGGGGCUCAAGUUCUGGCAAAAGAUAUUCAAUAUUUCCUUCAGAAUCCGUCAGCAAGAGAACGCAUGGGAGCUGAAGGAAGAAAGAAAGUGGAAAAGAUGUACUUGAAGAAACACAUGUACAAGAAAUUUGGAGAGGUCCUGUACAACUGCAUGAGAUUGAAAUAACUGAUUUUGCGUGACAUUCGAUUUCUUGCGCCUCAACGCGAGUUACGGUAUUGAUUGUAUCGUUUUUCCUCAGUGGCCAAGUUUUCCAUUUCUGAUUUCGCUUAAGAGGUGGAACUGCUCCAAGAGCAGGUGCCGGCCUUAGAACAUCUUUACCGAAAAUCAAAUAUCCCCAACAUGACCAAAAUCUUUUUCAUUGCUUAUGUCCCUCAAUCUCAAGUAAAUGCUAAUGGGACUGCUGUGGUGAUGAUGCCGCUGUCCACAAUGAACAGGAGUACGAGAGUCUUGGAUUGAUUUCAGGCUACAUCAGCUACAUUAACCUUGUAUCCUGUAACAAGGAAAACUAGUAGGUCACUGUUUCUCUGUAAAAUGAAACGUUAUAUUCAAUUCAGUGGAAGGUGUUGAACUGAUGAUCAAUUACUAUCGUGGAAUGGAGAGUGUUGUUCACAGAAAAUGAAAUGACUAGAAUUUCCAUAUCAUAUUUCUUUAACCCAAAAUUUCAAUUCCCCUUUUCCCCUGCUUAUCUGUAACUUGCUAACGAACCAAAAAGUUAUAAGCAUCUACAUCACUGGACACAUGAAAUGAGCAAAAACUUCGUUGUCACUUCCUCAAGAAAAAGAUCUCACUGUCAAAGAAAGAAGCCAAAACUACCAAGCUAUUAUGUACAAGUAAAAACUUGGUGUCAAAAAAGCAAAUCUCUACUUUACAUCUCAGGCAGGCUAUCACCGGCCAGGGAUUCUUAACCCUUAAUCUUGCAUUAUCGAUUUGUCACAUUUCAAGACAGCUGCCUGACUGAACAUGGCCGGAAAAAAUCUCCGGCAUCUCGAGUUUUGUCCAGGUGUAACGUUUUAAAUCCAACAUGUACACUUGGUGGGGCUCGGAGAAUCUUGGCGAACCAAUCACAAGUAGAUUCCCCCGACUAGUAGCUGUCACAUAUGCAAUGUUCCUCACAUCAUUUGGAAGCUGCGCCAAAGCUUGCCACUUGGCAUUCUUGACUUCUAACACGUCAGCAUCCCUACACAUAAGCAGUCUUCCAUCUGGAGCGACACUCGUACAAGUCCUAGGACACGUGGAAGCUUCCAAGAAGUCAUCUUCAAAGGGGUCCCAUUUCCAUGUAGUCACAUCAAAAGCCUCUGCACUGGCACUGAAUCUGCCUUGCAUAUUUGUCGAGUAUCCACCGAUGACGUGGAACUUGCCAUUGUGGAAAACCCCUUUUGACUCGUCACGUUCACAUGCCAUGUCAGGCAAUUCCACCCAAUGAUCAUUUUCCACGUCAUAAGCCAAUGCUGACCUCAGCGCAUUUUUCUCAUCAUCGUGGCCGCCGGCCACAAACACCGUUCGAUCAGAAUCCGACGCACAAGAAAAGAAGGAUCUUUUGCAGCCCGGCAUAUCAGCCCCACGCUUCCACGUAGCAGUGAGAAAACUAAAGACAAAAACCGAAUUAGAAACCUCCCAAGAAACUGGGUCCAAUCCGCCCAUCAAAACUAAAUUCAACCCGACGCCAACAAGCUGGCAGAACAUCGGCAACCCGUCUGCAAAUCCGGGUACCGGCGGCAAUUCCGUCCAAUGACCCGUCUCCGGUUCAAAUAUAGCAAGCCUGUAAGCCGGGGUGGCAUGAACUUUCAGGGUAGAUCCUGCUUUACUUCCGGUGGAGUUAACCCGAGCUUGAGACAGGACAAUGACAUUUCUGGUAAAGCCGGCGGCUUUCCGUUGGUUCAUAAACUCCGGCAGCUGAAUCUCAAGAUUCCAACUCUUGCAAACGGAUCCAACAGUUGGGAAAUGAUCAUAAGGGACACGAACCAGACAUUCGAAUCCGAUAUCAGAAGGAAGAUUAGGAAAAAGCUCCAUAUAUAAUAAUAAAGGGAUCUCUGUUUGAUAGUUGUUUUUUUGGUCGCUGAUCAAAUAGAACUAAACAGAGGUUUUAGAGAGAAAGAGGUGGUAACUGUGAUUGAAUUGUGUUUCUGUUCACGGAAACAAGCUUUUAUACAGAGUGGAAAGUGAAGUGGAUAACUAAUCAAAUCUUCACGUAGAUGCAAAUUAAAAAAAAAAAAAAAAAAGGAAUUGACAAUAACCAAUAAUAGAGGAAAUGAAAGGGAAAGGAAGAGUAGAGUUAAAGUCUUCUAGAAGAAAGGAGGAGGAGGAGAUCAAAUCGAAUGAUGAAAAGGGCACUAUUACUGUUGUUUGAUUGUGGGGGGAUUAGUCAUUUUAUAGACAAGAGAAAGUGCAAUGUGAUGCUUCUGGUUUUGUGUGGGGAGAGAGAGAGAGAGAAGAGAGAAACUGAUUAAAGAAAACAGGGGAAGUGG